UUGUAGAUGGUGACGAAAGGAUUCAUGGAUAAUUUGCCGAAGAAUCUCAAAAGGAUUUGGGAAAAUUGAAAAUUCGGAUUGCAUUGGCUGGACGUCUACUUGUUGAUAGCGAUUACUCAAGUUGAUAGCGACUUUGUUAAUAGCGAUUACUUGUUGAUAGCAAACUGAGGUGUUGUUGCUGGACAAUGAUGGUGAAAUUUGUUUCCUUCACGACUUUCGUUGACCCGUUGUUUUGGGACGAAUUGGGCAUGCGAAAAUUGAAUGAUUGGAAAUUGGACGAGCAACCUCAUUCGAUCACUGCUACAUAUUGCAACCAAGAUCCUGGGACAUCAAAUACAAGGUUAUCCAUAUCAUUUGAUGCAUUUUUGGUAAAAUCAGAAUGGAACAAAAAUGUAGUUCCUGUGAAUGGAUCAGUGCUUGCUGUAAAUACUCAUGAAUCAUUCAAAAAUCUUGACAGGAAACAGAUCUUGUGUAGUACUGCUCAAAAGGUGAAAAAAUGCAUCGAGUCGUUGGAUUGGCUUAAAAAGCCGUCGUUAUUGAAUACAUUUUACCUUACAGUUUAUCCGGAUCUGAAAAAAUACACCUUCCGGUAUUGGAACUGUAUUCCUGCACUCCUUUAUCCUCAAUCAGUGAGGAUGUUAUCAGAUCCCACACAUCUUUCUACCGAAAUGACGUCUUUGAUUCAAGUUUUCAUUGCAUUACAUCAUAAUGAACCGUUUUUGUUGGUCGGUAAGACGCCGACUCCCUUGUCUUCAAUACUUUUAAAUACUUUCGUGUGGAGCAAUGAUGUCCAUAUUGUUUAUGCAGAUCCAUCUACCCUGACAGGUUUUCCUGGAUGGCCUUUGAGGAAUCUGUUAGCAGCGAUAGCUUACGUUCGAAAGGAUCUGCAGAAUGCCAAGUUCGUCUGUUAUCGAAGUGGUGGUGUUCCCAGUGUUAUUAUACAUCUUGGUUGGAAAACAGAUGGUAUUCUAAGCACUGCCGCAGUAGGGUGGGAAAGAGUGAGAGGUUCGCUCUCUCCUACAUUUAUCGAUCUGCGUGGAAGUCUAGAUCCGCUAAAACUAAUGGACUUUAGCUCUGAAUUGAAUUUGCGUCUAAUCCGAUGGCGUUUGGUACCUAAUAUCAAUCUUCAGCGUUUUGCCAAUUUGAAAUGCUUGAUCUUGGGUGCUGGUACCCUGGGUUGUAAUGUGGCGCGUUCACUUCUUGGCUGGGGUGUCAAAAAUUUCACAUUCGUUGAUAAUGCUCGCAUAUCCUACAGCAAUGUCGUAAGACAGUCGCUGUUUGCUUUCGACGAUGCUGCAAAUGGAGGGAAAUUAAAAGCUGUUACAGCCGCAGAAGGCCUCCGUAAAAUAAAUCCAUUAAUAAAUGCUGAAGGCGUCUGCAUGAAAAUACCGAUGCCAGGCCAUAGUGUCUCAGAACAAGAGGAGAAAGAAGUUGAGGAAACCGUGAAACAGUUGGAAGAUCUGGUGAAGCAUCAUGAUGUAACAUUUCUGUUGCUUGACAGCAGAGAAGCAAGGUGGUUGCCAACACUUAUAACAACUUUCCAUUGCAAGUUGGCAAUUAGCGUUGCGCUUGGUUUCGAUUGUUUUGUUGUAAUACGUCAUGGUGUUUCUAAUGAUGAAACCAACGAAGAUUCCGAACAGUCACUUAGUAAUCUCAACAUUAUCCCUGGUUCGCAGUUAGGUUGUUACUUUUGCAGUGAUGUUACGGCACCCGGUAAUUCUUCUGUUGACAGAACCAUGGACCAGCAAUGCACGGUUAGUCGGCCAGGUAUAUCUCCAGCUGCUUGUGGUGCAGCGGUUGAAUUACUUGCAGCGGUUGUCCAGCAUCCUAAGAUGGGAGGCUCUCCUGCUCGUCUUGGGGAAAAUGACGAGUCAACAACUGUUCUUGGCGCAACACCACAUCAGAUCAGAUCUUUUCUCUCAAGAUUCACGCAGAUGACCCCGGCAGUCAGGCGUUUUGAGCGGUGUGUCGCUUGUGGGGCCGCUGUGCAGGCUGCAUAUCGCUCGGAUGGUUUUCAGUUCUUGCUAAAGGUUUUCAAUAGUCCGCUUUAUUUGGAAUUAGUUUCCGGACUAGAUCAGCUGCAGGCGACUGCAAUAGAAAUGGAUCUCAGAGAAUUCGACGACAAUGAGAGUGUUUCAUCUAUCUGAUAAGCUUUAAAUAAUCCGAUUUGUUUGGUCUUGUUUUCCUUCCUUUAACAUAUGUUUUUUGUAUUUGUUUUUAUUGUUAUAACUAUAAUAUUAUUUUAACGCAUUGUCCAUGCAAGAACCACAGAAAAAUCUCAAGUUUUUU
This is a messenger RNA of Loa loa (African eye worm), 2289 nucleotides long. Its product is annotated as E1-like protein-activating enzyme G. Lineage: Eukaryota; Metazoa; Nematoda; Chromadorea; Rhabditida; Onchocercidae. The transcript has 12 exons. Bases 186 to 2147 code for a protein of 653 amino acids. Gene Ontology annotation, biological process: cellular response to nitrogen starvation; autophagosome assembly; piecemeal microautophagy of the nucleus. Gene Ontology annotation, molecular function: Atg8 activating enzyme activity; Atg12 activating enzyme activity. The record is from RefSeq and is a predicted model, not a curated record. Gene Ontology annotation, cellular component: phagophore assembly site; cytoplasm.